UCAUGAAUAUUCAGAACCCAGGGAGCAGGGGUUUUAACCCUUCGCUGGCUGGGUGGCCGGAAGGUGGCCCCUCCCCCCCGCGGGCGGGAACAGGAUAUGAGCCCAGGCGGUUGGGGGAAGGGGAAGCCCCAGGCGACCGCCCCCCACCCCACAGCUGGGACCAGACUCUCCAGCCGCAGAUGUGGCGCCGCCGCCGCUGCAGCCCGACCCCCGUGCCACCCAUCCUGGAACCUGAGGGGUCCAGAGUCGCAGAUUCCGGCUUCCCGAGUCUUUGCACCGCGUCCUGAGAGACCCUGAAGCACAGGCCCCCGCGUCCAGGGUAGAGGACCCUAGAUAUCCAGGUGCCCAGCGCCCCCUCCUGGAGGAGCCGGGAGUCCGGGACAUCAGCCCCACGCGACCCUGGAGGGCGAGCUUUUUGCACCCCCGUUUGAAGAAUUUAGGAAUCCAGACCGGAGAUCCUGUCCAGGGGUGCCCAGAAAUCCCAGCUCAAGACUGACGGGGUUAGAGGAACUUGGGUUAUGGACUCCUAGCUCCCCGAAAACUCUGUUUUGCGUAGAAGUGCCCACUACUUCAAGGGGAUCCAGGAAUUUUGGACUCCCCUGCAUUCCCGCCUGGAGGUGGUUUAAUUCCUGCUCCUAGAGCUGGGGGAACUCAAGAAUCCGGGCGGCCCACGGCCCUAUCUAGAAGUCUCAGGAAUUUGGAAGUCCCCAGCACCCCCAUCUGAGACUCAAAGAGUGGAGUCUCCUGGCAUCUUCUGUUUAGAGAACCAAGAAAUUCGGACCACUGCACCCCAUUCUCCAAGAGAUCCCAGAUUCUGGUUCCCUGAGCCUGAGAGCCCGAAGUUCACGACGCUGACUUGCAGAGACCCGGGAGUCCCGGCUCUGAGCUUCCAGGGGUACCGUGCUACGGUCGAAUAAGAACCAGGCUGCCGUGGUCUGGGGCUGGAGACUCCCGGGGAGGGGGGUCUUUCACCAGAAGCCGCUGAGCCACUCAGCCAUGCCCGAGGGAGCCCGUGGACUGAGCCUGCCCAAACCCAGCCCUCGCCUUGGCCCGCGCCGCAGAGGUGAAGUGUGUGACUGUUCAACUGUGUGUGAGACUCAGACAGCAGCUUCCACAACCCCUGCCAUGGCCUCCCCCCGAGGUUCGGGGAGCUCCACAUCCCUGAGCACAGUGGGCUCUGAAGGGGACCCGGCCCCGGGGCCCACCCCUGCCUGCUCAGCCUCCAGGCCAGAGCCCUUUCCAGGGCCCCCCAUCCGCCUGCAUCUGUCGCCUGUGGGGACCCCGGGUUCGGCGAAACCCUCGAGGCUGGAGCGUGUGGCCCGUGAGAUCGUGGAGACAGAGCGGGCCUAUGUCCGGGACCUCCGCAGCAUUGUGGAGGACUACCUGGGCCCCCUGCUGGAUGGCGGGGUCCUGGGACUGAGCACGGAGCAGGUGGGCACGCUGUUUGCUAAUAUCGAGGACAUCUAUGAGUUCAGCAGCGAGCUCCUGGAGGACCUGGAGGGCAGCAGCAGUGCAGGGGGCAUUGCAGAGUGCUUUGUGCAGAGGAGCGAGGAUUUUGACAUCUAUACGUUGUACUGCAUGAACUACCCGAGCUCCCUGGCCCUGCUCCGGGAGCUGUCGCUGUCUCCGCCAGCGGCCCUGUGGCUGCAGGAGCGCCAGGCCCAGCUCCACCACUCGCUGCCUCUGCAGAGCUUCCUGCUGAAACCUGUUCAGCGCAUCCUCAAGUACCAUCUGUUGCUGCAGGAGCUAGGCAAGCACUGGGCAGAGGGCCCGGGCGCCGGGGGCCGCGAAAUGGUGGAGGAGGCCAUCGUGUCCAUGACAGCGGUCGCCUGGUACAUCAACGACAUGAAGCGCAAGCAGGAGCAUGCUGCACGCCUCCAGGAAGUGCAGCGGCGCCUGGGUGGCUGGACCGGCCCGGAGCUCACUGCUUUCGGGGAGCUGGUGCUGGAGGGCUCAUUCCGAGGUGGCGGAGGGGGCGGCCCCCGACUUCGCGGGGGUGAGCGACUGCUCUUUCUGUUCUCACGGAUGCUGCUUGUGGCCAAGCGCCGGGGGCCGGAAUACACCUACAAGGGCCACAUCUUCUGCUGCAACCUGAGUGUGAGUGAGAGUCCUCGUGACCCUUUAGGGUUCAAGGUGGCGGACCUGACCAUUCCCAAGCACAGGCACCUGCUCCAGGCCAAGAACCAAGAAGAGAAGCGGCUGUGGAUUCACUGUCUCCAGCGCCUUUUCUUUGAGAACCACCCCGCCUCCAUCCCAGCCAAGGCAAAACAAGUUCUCCUUGAAAACACCCUGCACUGUGCUCCUAAAAGUAAGCCUAUCCCAGAGCCCGUGACACCCCCACUUGGGUCUCCCCGACCUCGAGAUGCUAGAAGUUUCACCCCUGGACGAAGGAACACAGCUCCAUCUCCAGGCCCCUCCAUCACCCGCCGUGGCCGCAGACAGUCUGAGCCAGUGAAGGACCCUUAUGUCAUGUUUCCACAGAAUGCUAAGCCUAGACUCAAGCAUGCUGGCAGUGAGGGGGAGCUCUACCCCUCCUUAGAGCCUCAGCCACCAGGUCCAGCCUCUGGAUCCGCUGAGGACCUGGAAGACACUGGACCCCCCACACUGGACCCCUCUGGGACCUCAAUCACUGAAGAAAUCCUGGAACUGCUGAGCCAAAGAGGCCUCCGGGAUGCGGGGUGCCCAUUACAGCCAUCCCCUCACGACCUUCCCAAGUUCCCCGGAGACACCCAGGUGCCAGGUGACAGCGACAGCCUCACAUUCCCAGCCCUGCCCAGCCGGGACUCUUCAGAAGAGGAGGAGGAGGAAGAGCUGGAGUUGGACGAACGGGGCCCUUCCCCACUCCACGUGCUGGAGGGACUCGAAAGUUCCAGUGCAGCUGAAGUUCCUGACAUUUCUGGCCUUACCAAAAAUCCUGCUGUGCCCACCCUCCCUGAAAUUCCCAGCCUUUCUGAAAUUCCCCAAACUCCCUGCCUUCCCAGUCUCUCUGACAUUUCCAGUGUUUUUGAAAUGCCUGGCCUUCCAGCUAUGCCUAGUAUCCCUGACAUUCCUGGGCUCUCCAGCUCUCCCGCCCUUCCCUGUGACUCCUGGCUGCAAGGACCUCUGCAGGAGCCGGACGAGGCUCUGGCCACCAGGAGAGAACUGUCCCCUGGAAGGGGUUCUGGAAAACUGGGAGAGGCCUCCUCAGGUAGCAGGGCAGGUCAAGAGGAGGAUGAAGAAGGCGUGUCAUUCCCAGAUUUCCAGCCCCAGGAUGGCACCGAAGAUCAGGGAUUCCAGGACGAGCUGGAAUUCCGCUCUUGCUCAGAAAUCCGGAGCGCCUGGCAGGCUCUGGAGCAGGGGCAGCUGGCCCGGCCAGGUUUCCCAGAGCCACUGCUAAUUCUGGAAGAUUCAGAUCUGGGGGGAGGCAGUGGGAGUGGGAAGGCCGGAGCCCCAAAUGCGAAGCGGGCAGCAUCCCGAGUGCGAGAGCUGGCCCGGCUCUACAGCGAGCGGAUCCAGCAGAUGCAGCGGGCUGAGACCCGGGCCUCAGCCAACGCCCCCCGCCGCCGGCCACGGGCUCUGGCCCAACCCCAACUGUCCCCCUGCCUGCUCCAUGAGCAGGCCGAGCCAGGGCCCCUGCCUGCCUUCGGACACGUGCUGGUGUGUGAACUGGCCUUUCCGCUGACCUUGGCCCAGGAAUCUGUCCCCCUGGGCCCUGCUGCCCAGGUUCAAGUUGCCACACCUCUGUCUAAACAGGGAGGCUGCUUGGAUGGUCAGGGUCUAGAUGUUUCCAGUUUGCCUGAGCCAGACCAUCGGGGCAUCCAGGUUCCAGCCGCUACCCCUUUGCCUGAGCAAGGAAGCCUCUGGAACAUUCAGAUUCCAGCCACCACACCUUUGCCCAAGCAGGAAGUCCCCCCACAUGUCCAGGUUCCAGCUAUUACAAAUCUACCUGGUCAAGAAGGCCACCUGGAAGAGCAAGUUCCAGCGAUCGCUCGUUUGCCUGAACAUACAGGCCUUGUGGAUAUACAGCUUCCAGCUUCCACCUUUUAUCCUCAGCAAGGAUGCCAGAUGGACACCCCAGUUCCGACCAGCCCAGGUUUGACCAAGCAGGGAAGUUGUUCUGAUGUCAUGGCUUUAGCCACCACUACUGCGCUCAAGCAGGAAGUCCACCUAGAUUGCCAGAGCCCAGCCAACACCCCAUUAACUAAGCAAGGAGGUUCCAGGAAUGUUCGCUUCCCAGCCGCUGUCUGUGGCCAGGCUGUCGAUGCUUUGCUUCUGCAUGGAAGCAGCCUGAACAAUCAGAUUCCAGAAAAGACCCCACCACCCUUGGAACAUGACCUUCCAGACAUUCAGGUUCCAGGUACCUCACCUUUGCCUGCAUGCGGAGGCCGCAUAGACUGUCAGAUCCCAGCCAGCGCUCCAUUGUCUGCGCCCCAGGACCUCCCAGGCGUUCAGGUUCCAGCCACCACAGCUUUGUCCCACCCACAAGGCUUCACGGACACCUGGGUCCAGGCCCUCCCACCUUUGCCCAAGCCAGGAGGCCUGCCAGACAUCCAGAAACCUGCUGCUGAACCUUUGCUUCAGGUGCAAAGCCCCACAGACCUCCCGGUCCCCAAAUCUACACCUUUGUUGGAGCAAAAGAGCCUCACAGGUGCCUCACAUGUUCCAGCUGCCACCCCUCUGCCUGAGCAAGGAGGCUGUGUGGACGUUCAGGGCCUGUUACCUGCCCCAGUGCAGACCACCGUGAUUUUGGCCAAACCAGGAGGCCCCUCGGUCUCUCAUGUUGCCAGGUCAGAGUCUUCAGACUUGACUCCACCCCACAGUCCCCCACCCCCCACCCGUCAACUUCUGGGCCCCAACGCAGCUGCCCUCUCAAGAUACCUGGCAGCCUCAUACAUCAGCCAGAGCCUGGCUCGACGGCAAGGGCCUGGGGGUGAGGCCCCGCUAGCCUCCCGGGGCCCCUGGUCCUCCUCUGCCCCCACGUCACGGGCACCUUCACCACCCCCCCAGCCCCAGCCUCCACCGGCCCCAGCCAGGAGGCUCAGCUAUGCCACCACUGUCAACAUCCAGGUCGGGGGUGGUGGGCGGCUACGGCCAGCCAAGGCCCAAGUCAGGUUGAACCACCCUGCUCUCCUGGCCUCCACCCAUGAAUCUGUGAGCCUUCGAAAUGCCCAGGGGACUCCUGAUGCCCCUUUCCACAUGUGAGCCAGGAUAUCAGGCUUCUUGAAAAGCAGAGACUUCCACCCGAUGCCACAGACCCUCAGAACUUCACCCGGAAGUCCAGACACUGAAUGCAGGUCGAAAAAUUGCUGCAGCUCUCCAACUCCUAGGAUCUGCUUUGGCGAGUGGUCCUUAUUAACCUUGAUUAACUCAACAGGGAUGGGGAAAGGGGGUGUCAUUAAUAUUUUGUUAAUAUUAUGCAAUUAUGUCUCUCUUCCCAUUCUGGAGAUAGUGGGGGAUAACAGUAGACAACACUGAAUGGGGGAGGUCUGGCACAACACGUCAAUGGUUCUGAACAUUUGGAGACUCUCAAACUCCUUUGAGAAUUACUGGAAACUGGACCCAUUGUAAUUUGGUGUGUGAUUUCAGAGGGUUUAUGAACUGCUUGAUGCCCAUCUGGGAAAGCCAAGUUAAGAAGCUUUGUUCCAAGUAGAAAUUCAUUCCCUUAGCAGUUGAACCAGUUCACGUGUCCAUCAUCCAUCCAUCUCAUGUGCUCAGCCAUCUUUCUCCAUCUAUCCAUCUUCCAAUCCAUCAUCCCACCCAUAUGCCUUGAUGUAUUUAACCAUUUUUACCCUACUCAUCUAUCCAUCCUACCCGCACAUCUAGCAUCCAUUAAUCUGUCAUUUCACCUGUCCAUCUUAAUCCAACCCUCUCCAUUCAUCCAUCUGUCCCUCCAUAUUUCUUUCUAUUCAACUGUACAUCUCUUUCCCACAACCAUCUCCU
Messenger RNA from Rhinolophus ferrumequinum (greater horseshoe bat), 5919 nucleotides. RefSeq names its product pleckstrin homology and RhoGEF domain containing G2 (gene PLEKHG2). Lineage: Eukaryota; Metazoa; Chordata; Mammalia; Chiroptera; Rhinolophidae. The transcript has 19 exons. Gene Ontology annotation, molecular function: guanyl-nucleotide exchange factor activity. Bases 997 to 5181 code for a protein of 1394 amino acids. The record is from RefSeq and is a predicted model, not a curated record.